AUGCAGGAUUUCGUGGUUCCUACCGGUGAAGAGGACACCAACUUGGUAGACGCUUCGGCGACGGAGGCGGACAAGACGGCGGCGCCUGUAAGCACGAGCACCCCUGCUGAAGCUCCUGUCGCCUCCCCUGAAUCGGCGUCUGUGGCGGCAACCCACGCGGACCCCUCGCAUUCCGCCGCAAUCGCUCAGCCAGAGUCAGAGAGAACCGAGUCGACACUCGGCAAGGCAGAGCCUACCAUCUCUUCCGCCUCAGCUGCGGAUUCCGAACCGCCAGCUUCUCCGGAAACGAAAGCUGAACCACCUGCCACUGCCACCAGUCCCUCUACCUCAACUGAGCCUCCACCCGCACCCCCUUCGCCUGUUAAGCAGGCUCCUCCCUCGCCCUCCAAACCCGUCACCGUCUCCUCGCCCGCGAAGGCCAACCCAAUGCCGGCCGCCUCGUCUCCAACACCCGCUGGAGACGUGGACCCGUCGAAAAUGACCAUGAAGGAGCGUUUAGCGUUCUUCGCUGCUGCCCAGGACAAGGCUGCUGGACCUCCGCCCCCUAUCAAGCCUAAGCCGGCAUCUGCGGGAUUGACUUGGAGCCAACGUCAGAAGCUCCGUCAAGAGCAGGAGGCCAAGGAGCGUGAAGCCGAGGCUGCUGCGCGCAAGGAACGAGGCGAAUCGGAGCCGAAGGACGAGCCUGAGCCCAAGCCGGCAGCCGCUACCACGGAUUCCACACCCUCGGAAUCUAAAGCGGAUACCGAAAAGGUCGGAACGGGGAUGAGCGCCAGCGAUGCGGCAUCCUCUAUCCAGAAGGGUGGCUCUCUCAAGGAGCGGAUGGCCGCUCUCCAAGCUGGUGGCGCCUUUGGCCGUACGGAACCCGCUGCCCCUAAGGUGGCAAGCACCGGAAAGGUCUGGACUCGUCCGCCAGCACCCCCGGCUCCCGAGCCUGCAGAAGGAGAGGAAUUGGAAGGUUCUGCCCCUCCCCCUCCCAUGAACAUUCCCCGGUCCGAUGAACCUGCAGAGGGAGCAGAGAGCGCCAACGAAGAAGCUGAGGACGAGGAUGAGAAGGCCCGUCGAGCUGCUAUCGCCGCUCGUAUGGCCAAACUGGGUGCUCGUGGACCCAUGGGCAUGGCGAUGCCUAUUCCUGGUAUGGGGCCCCCGCCUCGCAAGACUUCAACUGGACCUGCUGUGUCGCCUCCGCCCAAGGGCGCCAGUGUGAGCGAGCAGGCUGAUGCUGAGCCGGCAGCUGCGACCCAGAGUGAAGAGACGCCAGAGCCAGUCGCAGCUCCUUCUGAAUCCCGGUCCGAAGCCACUGAAUCUACUGGAGCCACCGCAACCUCCGCUCCUCCGGCCUCGGUGAAAAUGCCGGCCGUUCCUCGCCGUACGGCUGGUCCCCGCCGCCGAGCAGCACCAAGCAGCGGUGCAACCUCCCCUGCUGCUCAAACACCAGUCGAAGCACCUACGCAGCCUGACGUUUCUACAGAGGAAGGUUUGGCAGGCCAGCCUGCACAGGAGCCCAUCGGGCUGGAGCGCGUAGACGCGGAAGGCAACAUUGCACCUCCUCCACAGGUUCCCAGCGAGGAGAUUCCUCUAGAACCGACUCCCCAGCAGCGGAAGAUGACGUUGAUGGAGGAAGAGCUCGGCCGCGGACCCCAGGGCGCCGAGGGAGCAGAAGCUGUCGGAAUCUCCCUUUCUCCCACCAACUCGCCCCAGCCUCAGGCAACGACGCAGAGCCCCGAAUCGCAUGGACAUGAGAAGGAAACCGCGGGUGCUGCCGCUGCGGUCGGUUUGGGCGCUGCUUUGGGCGCUGCUGCAGCAAGCCACGGACAUCGAUCUCAGGAGACAGCGGCUUCCUCCCCUGAAGAGCAUCUUGGCUCUGGCCCGGGUGGGGCGGACGGAGCGGCGGCGGCGGGAAUCGCUCUCAGCCCUGCCCCCGACACUACCGACGCUCAGGCUCACGGAGCCAUUGGAUCCGGCCCCGCGGGAGAGGCGGGCGUUUCUGCCGCGGGCAUCGCUCCGAGUCCUGUGCUUGCCGACGAGAAGGAGGAUACCGAUAUGCACGAGGCCGUCGGGUCCGCGCCAGGCGGAGCCGAGGGUGCCGCUGCCGCAGGUAUCGCCUUGAGCCCCGUUGAAGACAGGGAGCCCGAGCAGCCCACGCAAGAGGAGCAACAAACCGCCGCCCUUCAGCGACCCGAGACACCUCCUCCACCACCUCCAGCGAGAAGUGUUUCCGUUGACACUUCGCCAACGCAAACGGCGCCGCCGCCUCCCCCUCCACAGAUGCAGUCUCCAGCGCGGUCUGUUCCGCCGGGGCCCGAUGCCUCCCCGGUUUCAACAGGACGGACUGCGCCACCUGUGCCCCAGCGUUCUGAGUCCGGACACGUUGACGAUGGGCAUCUGCCCGCCACUACGUCGCCUACGUCGCCGACGUCGCCUGCACGUGCUAUGCCCCCGGCCCCGUCCUCGUUCAACGCCUCCCCCACUCGCGCUGUUCCACCGCCUCCUUCCGCCGUUCCUCCCCGCGCAGCGGAUAGUGACGAUGAGGAAACAGAUGACGAGGAAUGGGGCGAUGCCCCCGCCGUGCCGCAGAGCGCCCGUAUCUCCACUUCACCGCAGGCCACGGCUGGCGCCACCGCUGUCCCUCCUCCGCCUCCCGCCGCGCGCCCUAUUCCGCCACGUCCCGCGAGCGAUGACGAGAGUGAGGAAGAGGAGGAUGUCGACCUCAUGAAGCAAGCGCAAGCUGGCAACCUCGACGUCCAUGUGCAGGACCGAGACGACGUUCGCGAGAACGACAGUCCCGAGGCUCCUCCUCUGCCUCCCGCUCGACCUACUCCCUCUUAUUCCGAGGGACCGGGUGCCGGCGCUCUCGCUGCCGGAGCGGCAGGAAUGGGCGCUCUUGGCACUGCUGCUGGGACAUCAAGUAUCGGAAAAGGCGAGGAGGAGCCCGAAACCCUGGCUCCCCCUGCUAUCAUCAGCCACAGCGGAGCGCCCAACGCUGACGAGUCUGCUGCGCAAAAGCGCCGCAGUGUGGAUCGACCUGCCGGGCCCAGAGCCUCUCCAUUGGGGCCACGCCCUUUGCCUCGCAGUCCUCAACCUCCAACUCCGGACGUUGAGGAACUGGAAGCGUCUCAGCACGUCCCGCCUCCACCUGAGGGACACCCGUCGAUUCCGCCGCGAGACACUCAACAGGAGGAGCGUGAAGCAACCGGACGCGGUGAUGAGGUACCCCCCGAACAGCAGCAAAACCGGCCCAACGUUUCGCAGCCCGACGAUGUUGAAGGACACGGCGAAGCACUUGUCGGCGCCACGCAGACUCGCCAGCCGACGGAGAGUGGCCAGGCAGCCCUUCCGGCGAAUGUCAACCCGAAGUCAGCUAUCGCGGCUCGCAUGGCAGCUCUAGGUGGUGUCAAGUUCGGCAUGCCGCCUCCUCCUAUGAAGAAGCGCUCCAUGGUGUCAGAAGAGGCUGAGCCCGGUAGCGCUUCCCCGGAGGUUCCCGCACGUGAGAAGGAGACCGACUCAGCAGGGGCCGCGCCAGUCUCUUUCCAGGGGCAAGAGGAGGAGGAGGAGACGCCGGAGCAGGAGGCUGCGCGCCGUCGUGCCACUCUUGCCCGCCUGCGCGCCGGUGGUGCUCUCGGCUUCGGCGUCUUCACCCCGAACGUGCCCGAACAAGAGCCAGACCAGAGCGAAGAGGUGGGUCGGGAAGGGGCUGAUGGGGAGGACGAAGAGGACGACACCGAUGACGAUGUCCCGCCUCCUCCUCCGCCCCGUGCCAACGUCCCAGGCUCCGACGCUCCACCGCCGCCUCCUCGUACUGGUGUAGCCGCUCCCACUGCUCGGCCGCCGCCGACUCCUAGCAACGAUGGUGGUGCGCCGCCGCCACCUCCCCGUCCUCAGGAUGACAAUGAAGCGCCCCCGCCUCCUCCGCGCCCUAGUGUUGUUGACGCCAACGCUCCCCCGCCGCCUCCUCGAGCUGUUCCACCCCCUGUAGCGGCCGGAGGAGCUCCCCCGCCCCCUCCCACUAGGCCUGGUCCCGACGCCUCACGGUCGCCUUCCCGUCCGCCUGUACCUCAGGCGUCCCAAAUCAUGGGCACCGCUUCCCAUUCUGUCGGAGAGUCAGUCGCCCCGCCACCUCCUCCCAGGGCCGCCCCUCCACCGCCCGCCGAUGAUGACGAAGAUGAGGCGCCUCCACCUCCGCCCCCUCGAGCUAUACCCCCUGCUCCGCAGCAAGUGCAUCACUCGACUGAGGGCUCACAGGCGAUUCCUCAGCGCUCGGUGCCCCCUCCUCCGCCCGAGAACGCGCCGCCGGUUCCUGCUCGACAGCCUAGCCUCCCUCCUGCUCCCCCUGUUCACCCUGGUGCCGCUGCUCAUAGCUCCGAACUAGGUCAGUACGGCCAGGGCCAGGAUGGACAGGGCCAGUAUGGACAAAGCCAGUACCCUCAGCAGCAGGUUCCCCCGGCGCUCCCCGCCGGUCGACCUGGACAACCCCGCUCGCCUCCGCCUCAGACUUCCCGCUCUCCGCCCCCUCAGCUGGCCCAGAUCGGACGCAUCGGCUCUCACAAGUCUCAGGGAUCCGCUGGGCCUCGCAGCUCGACUGAGCGUGCCUCCAUGUCAAUGAGCAGACCAGGUUACAACGAGCUCCAGGCGGCGUCGGCAUCGCACGGCAGUGUUCUCAUGCGCGCUGCGAAGGGUAUGUUUGAUCAAGGGAAGCGCGGAAACUACGGCGACGGCUCUUCCCCAGGCUUCGUACGAGUCGCUUUUGAACGGGCUGGUCUUCCUCUCCCUGCUGGAGAAUGGGGCUUGGCCAUCUACGAGCAGGAAGCUUCGUCGGUCAUGAAGAAGCUCGAUGAUCCCCGACCCGGAGACAUUGUCGCGAUCCACGACGGCAAGUUCAAGGGCAAGAAGGGUCUCAGCAGCUACCACCAGCAGGUCGGUAGCAUCCAGGACCCCUUGAUCGCGAUUAUCCACGAGUACGACCUCAAGAACAAGCACAAGCUGCGCUGCCUGCAGGUGGAGAGAGGCGUGCCCUCAGAGAUCAGCUACAGGCUUGACGACUUGAAGAGCGGAAAGGUGUUCGUCUACCGCGUCGGAUUGCAGGGAUGA
This is a messenger RNA of Trichosporon asahii var. asahii CBS 2479, 5085 nucleotides long. RefSeq names its product myosin I binding protein. NCBI's taxonomy places the organism in Eukaryota, Fungi, Basidiomycota, Tremellomycetes, Trichosporonales, Trichosporonaceae. The record is from RefSeq and is a predicted model, not a curated record. The transcript has a single exon. The coding region runs from base 1 to 5085 and encodes 1694 amino acids.